UGUGAGCCAAAGAACACCAUGUUUAACUUUGAUUACAUUUAAAAUAACAAUUUUAAGAUGAAUUAUGCUGUAAAUGCAGCGUUGUUCGCUUCGAUAACGAUUUUGCCUGUAAUCGUCGAGAGAAUCUUGAAGCAAAACCACAAGAAGAAAUUAAUAGAACUAAAAUCGGAGAAAAACGAUUAUUACCACGAGAUUGUGUUCAUUAACAUGAAAAACUUCGAUUGCAGAUUGCAUCUGAUUAAGAGAUACGAGUGCGGUGAUUUCUGUUCUGCAGUUCACUACAAAAGGUUUAAAAACUUUAUGUUAUCGGCUAAGAAAUCGAUUUCGAUUUGCAUGUAUAUGAUGACUUUCGAAGAGAUUGCUGAAUUGCUGAUUAGAGCCCACAUUAGAGGGAUCAAGGUGAGAGUAUUGAUGGACUUAAUUAUGUCUGAAACGAAGGAGAGCAAAUAUACGUUUCUGAAAAAAGCAGGCAUACCUAUCAAAUGUGGGGCAAAAAUGGAAAUGAUGCACCAUAAAUUUUGUUUGCUGGAUGAGGAAGAUUCAAACCUGGGUAAAAUAAUGUUUGGAUCCUUAAACCUAACCAAUCAAGCAUUUUCACGAAAUUUUGAUAUGACUGUUUAUUCCAACAACUCAAAUAUUAUUAGUAGGUUCAGCGAUGAAUUUGAAGAUUUGUGGAGUUAUUUGUGAUAUUUUGUAAGUAAGGC
Messenger RNA from Brassicogethes aeneus, 704 nucleotides. NCBI's taxonomy places the organism in Eukaryota, Metazoa, Arthropoda, Insecta, Coleoptera, Nitidulidae. The record is from the annotation of a GenBank genome assembly.